Molecule: messenger RNA, 2994 nt
Organism: Antechinus flavipes (yellow-footed antechinus)
Lineage: Eukaryota; Metazoa; Chordata; Mammalia; Dasyuromorphia; Dasyuridae
Product: zinc finger protein 345-like
Exons: 1
Coding region: 20-1756 (578 amino acids)
Source: RefSeq, a predicted model, not a curated record
GACCAAGGUGUCAUCUCUCAUGAAGGAUAUUCCUGAAAAAGGAUCAUACUGGAGCAAGAUUGUAGAAAAACUCAAAAGGGAUGGUCCCAGGAAUGCUAUGGUAGGAGAGGCAUGGGAAGGCAGAGAGUUUAAGAUGCAACAGAGAAACCAAGAGAGACAUUUGAGGCAAAUGGCAGUCACUCACAAGAAUGUGUCUCCUCGAGAAUCAGACCAUGAAGUAGGAGGAAACACCAAUAUGAAGUCAGUUCUGAUUGGCCAGACCAAAGGCAAGAGGCUUCUCUCACCUGGUGCUUCUGAAGCAAGCUUGAGAGAAAAGGACUCAGACCUAGUUCGGCACCAGAGGAAACUAUAUAAGUUCCUUGGUUAUGAAAAGGACUUCAAAUAUUAUUCUGCUUUUAUCCAACAUCAAAAGAUUCACACUGGGAAGAAACCCCAUGAGUGUAACAAAUGCAGAAAAGCCUUCAGUGACAGUUCAUCCCUUAUUAAACAUAAGAGGACUCACACUGGGGAAAAGCCCUAUGAGUGUCACGAAUGUGGGAAAACCUUUAGUGUCCGGUCAUCCCUUAUUACCCAUCAGAGAAUUCACACUGGGGAAAAACCCUAUCAAUGUAAUGACUGUGGAAAAACCUUCAGCGUCCGAUCAUCCCUUACUAUCCAUAAGAGAAUUCACACUGGAGAAAAGCCUUAUGAAUGUAAUGACUGUGGAAAAGCCUUCAGUGUCCGAUCAUCCCUUACUAUCCAUAAGAGAAUUCACACUGGAGAAAAGCCCUAUAAAUGUAAUGACUGUGGAAAAGCCUUCAGUGUCCGGUCAUCCCUUACUAUCCAUAAGAGAAUUUACACAGGAGAAAAAUCUAAUCAGCACUCACAUCUCAUUCUUCACCGGAAGAUGCAUACUAGAGAGCAGCCUUAUGAAUGUAAUGUAUGUGGAAAAGCCUUCAGUAACAGUUCAUUCCUUACUAAACAUCAGAGAAUUCACAAAGGAGAGAAGCCCUAUCAAUGUGACAAAUGCAGGAAAUCCUUUAGUGACAGGUCAUCACUGACUAAACAUCAAAGAAUUCAUACUAGGGAGAAACCUUAUAAAUGUCAUGACUGUGGGAAAGCUUUCAACCAUAGCUCUCUCCUUAAAAAACAUAGGAGGAUUCACACUGGGGAGAAACCCUACAAAUGUAAUGAGUGUGGGAAAACAUUCAGACAGAAAUCAAACCUUACUCUACAUCAGAGAAUUCAUACUGGAGAAAAACCUUAUGAAUGUAGGGAAUGUGGGAAAGCUUUUAGUGAUUGCUCGUUCUUUAUCAAGCAUCAGAGGAUUCACACUGGAGAAAAACCUUAUGAAUGCAGUGAAUGUGGGAAAGCCUUCACGUGGAAUGAACAGCUUACUCUACAUCAGAGAGUUCACACUGGGGAGAAGCCCUAUGAAUGUAAUCAAUGUGGCAAAGCCUUCAGCCAGAGUCCACACCUUAUUCGACAUCAAAGAAUUCAUACGGGAGAGAAACCUUAUAAAUGUAGGGAAUGUGGGAAGGCCUUCAGCCAAAGCUCAUCCCUUACAAAACAUAUGAGAACUCACACUGGAGAGAAGCUUUAUAAGUGCAAUGAAUGUGGCAAAGCCCUGAGUCAAAGCUCAUCCUUGGCCAAACACAUAAGAACUCAUACUGGAGAGAAACAUUAUAAAUGUAGUGAGUGUGAGAGAGGUUUCAACAAUAGACUGUCCUUUAUUAAGCAUCAAAGAAAGCAUGUGGAAGAGAAACUCUGUACAUAAAGGGAAGCCCAUCGAACCCUUGCUCAACCGGUACAAAAUAACAAAAUAUCGAAAAAUUCAGGCCAGGGAGAAAAACUAUGAGAAGAAAUAACAUGAUAAAUCUUUGGGACAGUUCAGUCUUUAUUAAUGUGAAAAAAAUUUUUACCAGAUAGAAAUUUCAUUAAUGAAGUGACUUUAUCAAAUGUUUAUCAAGCAUUCACUAUGCACUUAAGAAAGCAGUAGGUGCAAGGAGAGAGGGGGAUUACAGAGAAGAAUAAAUAAGGUAGGGAAAGUGAGUCAAGAUGCAUUUAUUGAAUGCCUACUGUGUACCAGGCACUAUUCUAAGCAUUGAUGAUACACAGAAAGACAAAGAGCUCCUGCUCCCCGUGCAGUUAGCAUAAUACUAAGGAAGGAACACUGAAUUUACCAGAAGACCUAGUUCAAAGCCCAAUUCGGCCAUUUACUAAGAAUGACCUUAUUAGAGCACAUCUCUCCCUCAGUUUCAGAAAGAAAUUGGAUUCAAUCUUCUCUAAGUUUUCUUCUGAAUCCACAAAUAUUUUUGUCUUUAGCACUUUGAGACUCACAAAGGACUUUCCUCACCAAUCUUUGAUAUAGGUAGUCAGUAAACAUUUAUUAAGCACCUACUAUGUACUAGGCUCUGUGCCAAGCACUGAGAAUACCAAGAAAGGUGUAAGAAGCCUAUUCUCAAAAAGCUUCCAGUCUGAUGGGGAAGAGAAAACAUGCAAACAAGAUAUUUGCAGGAUAAAGCACUACUAUUACCUCCAUUUCACAGAUGAGGAAACUGAGAGGUUAAUAAAUCAAUCAAGUCACAUAGCUUGUACAGCUCUCAGAGCCAGGAUUGGAAUCCAGAGCACCACUCCACUUACCUAGAAAGAGUUCUUACCUGGUUAUAGAAUCAUAGCACCUGAAAUCCAAACCAUCUGAAAACCAAUCCUGAGGCUGCCUACCUGUGUGACCUGAUGCAAGUCAUUAACCACUCAGUAUUUCAAUUUUCUCAUAUGCAAAGUGACAGGCUUGGACCAGCCUAGGAAUUAAUAUAUGGGGCAGGAUUCCAGAUUAGGAGCUUGAAGGUAAAUGAGUUAAAAUGUAAGUGAAGAUAGGGGAGCUGAGACUCAGUCUUUUCCUCCUUCUCUGGGCCUUGUACUUAUAGAUGUUCAUAAAUCCUUUGCAAAUAGAAGAAUGAGUAUUUUCAUGGAAGAUAAUAGCUAUUUCUCUUAAUAAUAAAGCAAUCCUUUUUA